Molecule: messenger RNA, 2350 nt
Organism: Bombina bombina (fire-bellied toad)
Lineage: Eukaryota; Metazoa; Chordata; Amphibia; Anura; Bombinatoridae
Gene: OSER1
Product: oxidative stress responsive serine rich 1
Exons: 4
Coding region: 646-1527 (293 amino acids)
Biological process (GO): cellular response to hydrogen peroxide
Source: RefSeq, a predicted model, not a curated record
GAUAAUGAAGUGUUAGAAAAGGGUUAAAAUCGGCUGGGAUAGUGUGAGUAGCUGUUGCAGAGCGCCGAAGAUUGCCGAAUGCCUAGGGAAACUGCAGUCAACGGGAAACCAUCCUCAGCAUAACACCUGUGUACCAAGCAAUGAUUAUGCUAAAAAUAAGUUCCCAAAAAUGAUAUUCUAACGUUUUCCUUUAAUUAAAAAAAACGCAUUUAAUGUUAUAUUUUUUUCAAUUACCGCGCUAUUGCAAUAUUGUAGCAGCAAUGCGCUGUAUUACAAACGAAAGCCGUGCACAGCAUAAUAUGCUUAUUUGUUUACAAAACAAAUGGCGACAUAACCACAUCCGUGUGCGUUUCACUGUCAACAGCGCGGCGCUGCACGUAUAACAUCACGUGACCUGUCAUCUCUAUUGCUAUUUGGACGCUCUAGCCCGUGUUUUCUCUUCCUUCUCUCUGGUUAUUGGUAGAUGACGUCAACCGGAGCAGGGUUGCAGAGUCACGGUGGUGUGUUUGGGUAUAAACAACGGGUGGGGAACGCGAAUUGGCGAGUGGACAAUAAAUUAUCAUUACGGAGCAAGCUUUCCGACGUACCGGAAUUGAUGAUUUCAUUUGUAGUCUCUGAUUGGACAUCUAACAUCACAAACCAGUGAUGGAAUCAGAAGCGAAAGACGGGGAAGAAGAGAAUCUCCAAAGUGCAUUUAAAAAACUUCGUGUUGAUGCAGAAGGAUGUACAGCUUCCCUUUGUGCUGCAGAUGGGUGCAUUGCAAGAACAGCUGUGAGACCUUUAGAGGACACCAAGCCUAAAGUUUUGGGAUCUGUAAAAGAAAGCUGGCAUGGGUCAUCAAGAAAAACUACAAGAGGUACAACAAGAACACCACGUAGAAGACGUUCCAAAUCGCCUGUCCUUCAUCCUCCUAAGUUUACACACUGCAGUACAAAGACCUCACCCUGUGGCCCACAACUUAAACACAAAAGCUUAUGUGAUUCACAGGAUGGAGUUGCUACAGGCAGUUCAGUUGCAAUAGAGUUUGGGAAAAGUAAUUCACCUACCACUGCACUUAGUAUCGGUGGAUACAGAAGUUUUUGCCUUGAUCAUUCUGAAGUUUCUUCUUUAGAAACUUCUUCGGAAAACAUUAAAGAACAUUCACUAACUUCAGAGAUCUCUGUUGCAGCUCAGAAGGCCAGUCAUCCCACAGAUUUCCAGGCAGUAUCUCAACUUCACACAGCUGCAAAAUGUAAUUGCAAAAGUAAAGAAUGCAAGCACUGGCAAAAUAUGGAAGUGUACUCCUUUUCUGGCUUGCGGGACAUGAUUACAGAAUGUGAGAAGUCAGUGAAAGAUGAAUAUUCACAGUCUCUACAGAAUAGAACUCAACCUGCAGGGACCAACACAUCUGGAUCUCCACGGUCCUGCUCAGAACAAGCUAGAGCAUCAGUUGAUGAUGUUACUAUAGAAGACCUUGCAGGAUACAUGGAAUAUUAUUUAUAUAUUCCAAAGAAGAUGUCCCACAUGGCAGAAAUGAUGUACACCUGACAAUUUUUAGUGUUUUGUUUCAACAUAUAAAGGAGUGGGGGGAAAACUAACUGCAUGUCGGCAAUUACUGAAGGAACCUUUUAAUUGUUAUGCUUAAAAGUUCUGUCACCAUUUCUUUAAUAAUCCAACAGAUAUGUUUCUUGCACGUGUUUCCAUUAACAUUUUUCAUGUCCUAAUGUGAAUGGCAGUAAUUUUGUCAUUUUAAUAAACAUGGCUCUCUGAAGUUUUUCAAGGCCUAUCUGCAAUUCUAACCUUGUUGCAAAAAUGAUAAAUACUCAGAUAAGCUAUUUAAUUAUUAAAAAAAUGAAUUUGACACUGUUGUGUUAUUUGUGAUUUGCUUGUAAACUUACCCUUGAGAUUUUGAACGUGUUCAGUCAAUUAGCUGAAGACAUUUUACCUGUGUGUAACUUAGCUUGCAGUGGAGGUUGCGUGCAGGCAGCUGUUGUUCAUUUAUCAUGUUGGGGUGGAUUGUAGGGGAAUAUAGUAAUGGAUGAUCCCCUGCUAUAGCUUGUUUCAUGAUGGGUCUGUUAAUUUUAGGUUUUGAAAUCUGCAGUAGAAUUCAAAAGGCUUAAAAUAGAAGAUGUAAUAAUUUCCAAGCAGUAUUUUGAAAGUGCUAUUUAAAUUUAGUUUAAUGAGAAAUACCUUAGUUCUUGCAGUUACAUCAUUGCUGGUCAUGUUUAGAUAAAACUCUUUUGCAUAAAAAUAGGUCUGGAAUGUUCAAUUUAAAGACUGACUUAAGUACUUGAUUGUUUUCCCAAACACAGUUUUGAAAGUCUAACUCAUUAGAUUGUAAUGUUAGCCGAAUAAACAUUCAGCAAUUUAA